Oncorhynchus mykiss (rainbow trout) is the source of this 2081-nucleotide messenger RNA. Its product is annotated as dnaJ homolog subfamily C member 3. The record is from RefSeq and is a predicted model, not a curated record. Gene Ontology annotation, cellular component: endoplasmic reticulum. Lineage: Eukaryota; Metazoa; Chordata; Actinopteri; Salmoniformes; Salmonidae. Gene Ontology annotation, molecular function: misfolded protein binding; protein-folding chaperone binding. Gene Ontology annotation, biological process: protein folding in endoplasmic reticulum.
UCUGGUUGUCAAAAAUAUUGUGUAGCCUUGUCUUCUACCGAAACCAAUACCGAACCACCACCUAAUUGGUUUGACGAAACGAAACUUUGGUAUUUUAUAACGUACUUCUGAUAAAGCAGAUACAUGCAUCAGCACACUGCUAUGAAAUAAACUGCUUAGCGAUUUCGACGCAUGCCUCGGAGCUCCGGUAUCAAACAUAACUUCACUAUCAAUACGUUGUCGUAUUGUAACGUUAGUGUUUUGAAAACUGGAUCUAUUGGCAUCGGAGCUCAGGUGUCAAUCGUCCCAUCACUACAGAAACGUGGAGAAGUGAAGUACCUUGAACAAUGAAGCCGGGUCGAUGGAAAGGUCUCAGCUGGGUCCAAUUUUACUUUUCACUGCUCUGUGUCAUUCUGGACUUCCAGUUGGACGGUGUCUCGGGGGAUAACGUGGAGAUUGAGAAACACCGUGAGAUGGGCCGUAAACUGUUGGAAUCUGGUCAACUUGCUGGGGCCCUGUCCCACUACCACUCUGCAGUGGGAUCAAUUUCCUCCUGCAAUGAAAUGGUUCAUAUCAAGAUCCAACAUCUCUACCUGACCUACUAUGAGCGGGCAGCUGUGUUUCUGGCAAUGGGGAAGUCCAAGUCAGCCCUGUCGGACCUGACCAGAGCUAUCCGACUCAAACCAGAUGACCUCAUUGCCAGACUGCAGAUGGGGAAUAUCUUCCUAAAGAUGGGCAACACCCAGAUGGCCCGGGAGAACUUUCAGGCUGUGCUGCAGCGCUCCCCUGACCAGGAUGAGGCGCGGCACCAGCUGAUGAGGGCCAACGAGCUGGAGGAGCUGCAGGAAAAGGCCCACGCGACCCACCACAGAAGAGACUACAGGACCACCAUCAAUGUGUUGGAUCGGGUUUUAGUGCUGUCCCCCUGGGACCCUGAGUCUCUGGAGCUCCGGGCUGAAUGCUACAUCCACCUGGGAAACACCAGGAAGGCCAUCCAGGACCUGACUCCCACCGCCUGGCUGAGGAAUGACAACCGUGCUGCCUUCCUCAAGCUCAGUACCCUGCACUAUAGCCUGGGGGAGAACAAGGAGUCAAUAGGUCACGUCCGGGAGUGUCUGAAGCUGAACCAGGAUGACAAGAAGUGUUUGUCCCACUUCAAACAGGUGAAGAAGCUCAUCAAGCAGCUGGACUCUGCCGAGGAGCACAUCAAGGAGGAGAGGUAUCAAAUGGCCAUAUCCAACUAUGAGUCAGUGAUGAAGACAGAACCUAAUGUCCCCUACUACACCAAUAAGGCAAAAGAGAGGAUCUGCUUCUGCCUGGUCAAGGAAAAGAUGGCUGCUAAGGCAAUAGACAUCUGCUCUGAAGCCCACCAGAGAGAUCCACGCAACAUCAACAUCCUUCGAGACAGAGCUGAGGCCUUCAUCCUCAACCGGGACUACGGUGAAGCGGUGGAAGACUACGAGGAAGCGAUGGAGUUUGACAAGGAGAACAAUGAGAUCAGGGAUGGUUUAAAGCGAGCCCAGGCACUGCUCAAGUUCACCCCAAAGAAAGACUAUUAUAAGAUCCUAGGUGUCGAAAGGAGUGCCAACAAAGAGGAAAUAAUCCAUGCAUACAGGCAGCAGGCCAGAAAGUGGCAUCCUGACAAGUACAGAGUGGAUUGGGAGAAGAGGAAGGCAGGGAAACGGUUCAAUGACAUCACCUCUGCAAAAAAGGUGCUCACCAACCCAGCCUCUCUUCAGGACCUGGGGACUGUGAAGAGGCCUCUGAUUGCAUGUCUUCUGUUGUACUGAGUGUCCGACCUGUGUACCAACUGCUUGAACAGACAAGUUUGGUACAUUUUAACGCAUCAACACCUCAACACAAAGACCAAUAGUUGCGAUACAGUCAAUCUCUCCUCAACGUUGAGCCUGGAGAGACUGACAUGCGUACCACUGACAUUUGCCCUCUUGUGUACAUUUAAGUGCAAUACGUACCACUCUGUUCUGGACCAACUGGAAUUUUUCACCCGAGUGGUCAAAGACACAAAGUCCUGUAUAGGUGUGCUGUUCAGUCCUCCCAUCUAGACCCAGGCUGUUCAUGCUGUCAUUACAUUCCUCAAACUA